UGCCUACUUGACGCCAUUCCAAAGUCAGCGUGCGCUUCCGGUGAUCAAACGUGUCUCUGCCAUGACACUUCAUACAUCAAUCUAGUCGAGACAUGCGUUAGAGCGAAUUGUUCAGUCAAAAAUGCCCUGGUCACGAAGAACAUCACACAGACAGAAUGUGGCUUUCCGGUCGAGGACGACUUCGCGGCCGUCAAGAUCAUUCGCCUGGUCCUGUUCUUCACACUCCCCACCUUCGCUAUUAUCAUCCGCAUGGUAGUGAAAAUCGCCCGGAUAUCAUCCUGGGGACAUGAUGAUAGUACCAUUUUACUGACAUACAUCAUAAUGUUUGGCUUUAUACCGGUGAAUUAUAUCGCUGAACGUAACGGUGCUGGGCGAGAUAUAUGGAGUCUCACCUUUGACCAAAUCGACAUUUACUUCCUGACCUUUUACAUUGGUCAGCUACUCUACGUAUUUACACUGACGCUGAUCAAAUGCUCCAUACUGUUCAUGUACCUCCGAAUCUUCCCCGGCGAGAAGUUCCGCCGGGUCUUGUGGGUAACGCUAGCUGUCACCGCGGGGCUCGGGACGGGCUCUGUGUUCCUAGUAGCAUUCCAGUGUCAGCCCGUGGGCAUGGCAUGGAAACAAUGGACCGGGGAGGAGAAUAGUCACUGUGUACCGGUACCGCCGCUUGGCGUGGUCCACGGGGCGGUCAAUAUCAUCCUGGACGUCUGGAUGCUCAUUCUACCGGCAUCUCAGGUGCUUUUCUUGAACAUGAAACCACGAAAGAAGUGGGCGGUGAUGUUCAUGUUCAGUCUCGGCCUAUUCCUCACAAUCUCCAGCGGCAUACGACUGAGGGCGGUUCUGAGGUACACGACCGCGUCGACCAAUCCAACUAUCGAUGCAAUGCCUGUCGCCGUGUGGUCAGACAUAGAGCUUGACGUGGGCGUUUUCACGACUUGCAUCCCAAAUACUUGGCAAUUCGUCCGCCGC
Molecule: messenger RNA, 969 nt
Organism: Colletotrichum acutatum
Lineage: Eukaryota; Fungi; Ascomycota; Sordariomycetes; Glomerellales; Glomerellaceae
Exons: 7
Source: RefSeq, a predicted model, not a curated record